ACUCCCCUCGAAUCCAUCGACAUCGAAUCGAUGUGCAAGGUAUCCACGGGAGUUCGUCGGGUUGUAUUCGCAGCGAACGUAACGAAACGGUCGUCGCGCGUGUUCUUGCCGCGUAACCGAUUAAACGGUCGCCUCGACGAUGUUUUGCGGUGGAUAACAGCCUGGAGGCGACUGAAGAAGAAGCACCAGGGGCGGACGAAAUGUACAGACGUGAGGGCGAACAGCCGAGCAACACGCGACCGCCGCCGCCGUGGCUGGUGCGUGCGGAAGUUACGAUUCGUCAUAGCACGCCGACAACCUCGGGAUCUGAAGAAGCUCCACCUGUGGCUGUGUCGUCCACCGUCACCGAUUCCGGCGGUGUUCGUAUGGUGUACCGUUUGAGCACCAAUCAAUCGUCAUCGCCGACGAUUUCGACGUCUACCUCCGCCCAGUCGAUCCCAUCCGCGUCCUCCGGUUCGUUCGGUUUUCAACGUGGCAACAUUCUGUUCACUUCGACACCGCCACCCCGACCGAGCCCAGGAUUCUACACGAUACCGCGAUCAGGAUCGUCUGGAAACGAUGAAUCAUUGUCGUCACGUGGCAGAGGUGUUUCCGACUCGGGCUACAACAGCGAACAAUACUCGCCGCAGUCCUACUCGAGUCUACCCUCGCGUCGUCCAGCCCAACAGUACAACCGUCGAUGCAAAAGCACCUGCAGCAUCGUUCUGUCCGCCGUCGACGUGACCGACAACCUGCGAAAAGAGACCUCGAGCAAACUGGCGACCAGCGAAUCCACCAAACACACGUACGAUCACUCCUGGCGCCACCAUUCGAGCCAGCACGUGUUCGCCAGGCAUCAGUUCAGCACCGUGCCGGAAGUAUGCGAGGAUUGCACGGACGAGAACACCACGUCCAGCGCGUUCACCACGCACUUUUGCAGCAAGGAUAAAGUCAGCAGCAAGACGACCACCGUCAGCAAGGACGCCGCCUCGCAGACCACGGAUAUCGAGUCGCGGGAAUCAUCGUCGACGAUUGUCAGCAAGAGCAGAGUUCGGAGGAAAGCGGCCACUGGUGUACGUUCGUUUGACGAGCAGAAGAAGAAGAAGCCAGAGAGCGAAUCGCCCACCCCAGCGUCCGAGACCACAAGCAUCGGUCCCUCAGCGGAAUCGGAGAGGUCUGACUCAUCGACGAAAGACGACAGCGCGAAACGGAAGUCGCGUACGGUACAUAUAGAUGUCUACUGUACCGGGACAGACGACGACGAAAACUCCGACACGUCGACCGAGAACGAGUGCGACACACCGUUGACCGUGUUCGAGGAUCCAAACGUGAGAGUGACCCAUAACCUGGCGCCGGAGGAUGUUCUGCCGAGAGGAUUCCAGGACGACAAAGCGUUUCUGAAACGGGCCACGGAAAGACGAUGCGACAGCUUCAAACACGCGCCAAUGAGGAUGCCAUCCAUCGCCAGCUCGAAGGGUUACGAUAGCGACGACGUGAUGAGCUCGUUGUAUCCCUCCCAGUUUAGCUCUUACAGCGCCCUCAGGGAUCUGGACUCUGUACCGUGGUCAGCAGCGUCCUCAAACGCCGGGAUGCCAUUCGAUUAUGAUUCCGCCGCGGCGACAUCCUGCAAGGAUACGUUCUCCGACAUCGAAUCGUUGGUUUCCAGAUCGGACCUGACCCCGUGCGACAGCUUCGAGUACGCCAGUUCCAGCGAGCGCGAGAGAAUCCGUCGAAUGGAGGAAAUUUGGGCGAAGUCGGGGGAGAGGAACAAGAACUGGCGAUCGCCACAAAUCGAGCGGAAAUAUUUGUUACAGAAUCGAAAGAUGAAGGAGUAUCUAGAGAAGCACGAGGUUGGAUGGUCAUCCGCCGAUAGCGGGGAGGACACAGACGAGAGUGGCACGGUUGGCUGGAGUUUCGUCUCCAGCGAGGACAGCCAGAGGAUCGUUAAGAAAAAAUCGACCAUUAAACGGAACGGUAAAGGGAAGGCCGCUGAGAAAGAUACGACUGUCGUCGCGACAAAGAAUGAACCUAUUAAGUAUUCGCAGACCGAUCGGUCGGAAUCGACGACCAGAAGCGACUCUAUUCCACAGCCUCAUAGUCUACGCGAUCAGAUAGGACCGUUCGGCUCCAAAAGCCCUUCCCCACAUCCGUCGAAAGUAUCUUCCAGGGUCACCUCACCUUUCACGACUCCUAAAGGCGAAAGAACCGAUCAUAGUAUAAAGGCCUCUGUAUUCGGUACGGUGGUGAACGCUUUCCGGAAGCCUGGCCACCAUAUUGGUCCCUCCAAGAAUCCUUCUUGCUCCUGCGAACAUUGCAGGAGACACUUCGAAGAGCUGAACUCGCGGGAACAUUCGAGUUCCAUAAGCGAGUUCGCGCGAUGGACGGGCUUCCGGUUGUAGAACGAAUGGAAAAUCAUUUGUCCGG
Messenger RNA from Dufourea novaeangliae, 2403 nucleotides. RefSeq lists its product as uncharacterized. The coding region runs from base 201 to 2378 and encodes 725 amino acids. NCBI's taxonomy places the organism in Eukaryota, Metazoa, Arthropoda, Insecta, Hymenoptera, Halictidae. The record is from RefSeq and is a predicted model, not a curated record. The transcript is spliced from 2 exons.